AAAGCUGGAGGGGGAAGUUGCGGAAGCUUGGCUUCCGUUUCCGUUCUGUGGGGAGUCCUCCCGGCGCCGCUGCCGCCGCCGCCACUACCGCCGCUUCUCCCCUAUCCGCCGGGAGAGGCACGGAGCCUCCGGGAGGGCCAAAGAGACGGGGCAGGGUAGAGUGGCUCUCCCUUUCCCUAGAUUUCUUUGCAUUACCAGGGAGACGGGGGAGCCCGGUGCGGAGCCCUUUCCAAGACUGGGCCAGGCCGAGGCUGAAUCGCCAGCUGCCCCCUUCCCAUCUAUCCCUACCGCCCGCCUGACCCGGAAUCCCACGUGACCUGUGACCCCAGGUAGCCUUUGCCCAGAAAACCUUGCUUCACCUGUGACGCUCAGUCCCGACCCUGGUGUGAUCUCUGGCCUUCCUACCUGUGUGACCUUUGCACCCAGACCCUAAUCCUAUCAGUUUUAGCUCGGAGCGCUCCCUCCUCCUUAAUCGCGUAUUAUUUUAAUUUUUUCCAUUUCCCUGAAGACAGCGGAUCCAUCCCGCCAUCAAGCCUCUCUUCCUUAUUCCACUCUUGAAUAUUCUGCAGUUCCAGAGCCUUCCUCGUGGCCUGGUAAUCCCCCUUCAGAGGACCUUUGCAAACACUCAGCUUGUCAAGAUUCCCCCAUUUGUCAAAGGAGAUCAUUAAAUAUGCCCCCUGGCUGGGGGAAGUGGGGAGGCUGAAACACCUUCUCUGGACCCUGGAGGGCUUUGAUGGUGAUAUUGCUGCUGACUCAUUUACCAACCUAGAGCCUUAACCCAUCUGGGGUUCAUAAAAGCAUAACCAAGAGAAAGCUACCUGGAAUAACUGCAAAAGAAGGAAUACUGAGAUCGUGCAACCCAGAAUUCCUGAGAAGUCCCUCUUUCUUGAGAUUUUACAGAAUGUAGUGUUAAAUUGGUUACAGCCAGAUUCAGUGGCCUGGUGUGUGUGUGUGUCAUUUCUAGCAAUCAAUUCCUAUGCUAGGAGUACCGGUGCAUCUCGGAAUGGCUGCCAUGCCCAGGUGGCCACGGAAGGUGCAUGCGAUGCUGUAGGGAGCACGGCCAAGUGGCACGAGAGCACCUGCAGCGGCUGCAUCCCUCAGGAAGCAAGCUGGGACUUGGGGGCCACCUUGCUUGACGUGAGCCCGUCCCGUCUCAAAGCCGUCAACGGGAAGCUUGGGAGAGGGGGAGACGGCUGUCCCCACCGUCCACUCUGACAGCCGCCAUGUCGACUUCCUCGCUGCGCCGCCAGAUGAAGAACAUAGUGCACAACUACUCUGAGGCAGAGAUCAAGGUGCGGGAGGCGACAUCAAAUGACCCUUGGGGCCCGUCCAGCUCCCUCAUGUCUGAAAUUGCGGACCUCACCUACAAUGUGGUGGCCUUCUCUGAAAUCAUGAGCAUGAUCUGGAAGCGUCUCAAUGACCACGGCAAGAACUGGCGUCAUGUCUAUAAGGCCAUGACGCUGAUGGAAUACCUGAUCAAGACAGGCUCAGAGCGGGUGGCGCAGCAAUGCAAGGAGAACAUUUACGCCAUCCAGACGCUAAAGGACUUCCAGUACGUUGACCGUGACGGCAAGGAUCAGGGGGUCAACGUGCGGGAGAAGGCCAAACAGCUGGUGGCCCUCCUCAAAGACGAUGAGCGCCUCAAAGAGGAGCGGGCCCACGCCCUCAAAACCAAGGAGAAGCUGGCCCAGACUGCAACCGCUUCUUCAGCUUCCUCGUCUUUGGCAAACGCCCCAGUGGAAGCGGAGCAGGCUUGGCCCCAGAGCAGCGGGGAAGAGGAGCUGCAGUUGCAGCUGGCGCUGGCCAUGAGCAAAGAGGAAGCGGAGCAGGUAAGCGCCAAGCCCCCUGCAGUGGCCGACGAGGACCUGCAGCUCCAGCUAGCCCUUAGCUUGAGCAAAGAGGAACACGACAAGGAAGAGCGGAUCCGGCGUGGGGAUGACCUACGACUCCAGAUGGCCAUCGAGGAGAGCAAAAAGGAGACUGUGCCUGCUAAGGAGGAGUCCUCCCUAAUGGAUCUGGCUGAUGUCUUCACCGCCCCACCCCCUGCUGACCCCUGGGGCGGCCCGCCUGCUCCCCCUGACCCCUGGGGCGGCCCUGCCCCAGUUGUGUCUGCACCUCCCACUGACCCAUGGGGACCAUCUGCUACCGCAGCAGCCUCUACAGUAGACCCAUGGGGGACCUCUGCGGCGCCUCCUGCAGCCCCUUCAGACCCAUGGGGAGGUACCCCAGCUGCAAACACUGACCCCUGGAAAUCUGAAGGCGGGGGUUCCACUGGGACCACAGCUGUGCCGUCCACCGAUCCAUGGUCCUCUGGUCCAGCUCCCACAUCCCAAGGGAAACCGGCAUCUGACCCUUGGGCUCCAUCGUCAACUUUUACAGAUCCCUGGGGUGGGUCCCCUUCCAAACCCAGCACCAACGGCACUGCAGCUGGCGGAGGCUUUGAGCAGUUUGGCAGCCCUGGGGACGGGGAUGAAUUCUCUGAUUUCGACAGUCUGCGCCCGGCAUUGCCCAAAUCCGGGAGCAGCACAGGUGAGCUGUCGCUCUUAGCAGGAGAGGUGCCGGUGUGCCGAGCUGGCAGUGGCACUGACAGCCCCAACGCUUUUGACAUGGCAUCUGUGAGCGGCUCGCUGCCUGAGACCUCGAGGCCAACACGCAAGACCCCAGAGUCGUUCCUGGGUCCUAACGCUGCCCUUGUUGAUCUGGACUCGCUGGUCAGCAAGCCUUCCGCCACCUCUAGCGUUGCAAAGGCCUCCAACCCCUUCCUACCCUCCGGUUCGGCCCCUGUCCCUGCCCAGUCUGCCUCAGCUACAAACCCGUUCCAGGCAACCGCAGCCACCCCGCUGUCACUCAACCAACUCCGCGUCAGUCCUGUCCUCCCUUUAUCCCAGCCGGCGCCCCCUGCCUUUCCUGCCACAGCUCCUAUGGUCUCUGUCUCCCCCAUGGCCCCUGGGAUGCCCUUAGCCUCCGUUUCCCCGAUGGUGGGGGUGCAGUCCUUGGGUGCUGUUCCACCUAUGGGGCUCCCUGCCAUGGGGCUGCCCCCUCAGAGUCUGCCGCCCGCCGGCAUCGUCCCCGGCAGCACUUCGGCCGCCUCCAUGGGCAGCACCAACCCCUUCUUGCUAUAAUCGGACGGACCUUUUCAGCCCUGCGAUGACUACCCCACCAUCCCCUUCCAUCCCACGUUCCCUGUUUGCAAAGGGGCCCCUUAUAUUCCACCCACAAACAAAUGGGGCAGCCAGGCUUGGAUGGGAAGGUGAGAGGUGGGGCGAUGGGGAGGAAAGGGAGAGACUGAAGUCCGUACGGCGAGUUCCUCCACCCCCUGUUCGAGGUAGGAUGGACCUUACCCCUUUUGGUUUUGGGGCAUCAUCUGGGGCGCUUCCCCCUUGCCUACCUUGCCCUUCAGGGGGGCGGGACAGAUCUGUUUCUGCUGCCGGAGCCCUGUUGGCAUCAGGGUGGCAGCUCUCCCGAACUCUAGUGGAGAUGUGCGUGACAUUAGAGGGGAGAGACCAAAGGAGCAACAGCAGGCCUGAAGACUUGGGCGGCGGAGGAAGCCAUAUUCGCCAAAAGCAGGUUGUUGCUCUUUGUGCCGUCUCCCAUACUUGCCACAGCAACCCAUCCCGUUUUGGAAGUAACGUCACAUACUUCUUUUUUUUUUAAUCUUCCACAUCUUUCUUCAUAAACCUCUCACUCUCUCCCCUACGCUUGCAGAAGGGAUGGAUAAAAGAGAAAUAGCCAGGCCCUUGUACCUCUAGGCCCUUCCAAAUGAAGUUCUCUUGCAGCAGGGGUGGGAGGGGAUGGACGGACACUGCCCUUUUAAAUUAUGGCUUUUUUUUGUAGACCCCUCCCCCCUUCACUUCCAAAUGUUUUGUUACAUCUCCAUCCCUCCCCUCCCCCAGCUGGGACCAGCCCUUCUCUGCCUCUUUUUUUUUUAAGUUGGGGGGGGUGAAAUCAGUGAAACCCUUCACUACACCUGGGAACAGUUGAGACGCUGGGAAUGUCUGUCUCUUCUGUCUCUGGGGCCAAACGGGAUACCACUAAUCUAAGGCCAGAGACCAAAGCUGGAUCUAGGAAGGUGAGCUGGACCAUCAUAUUCUACACAGGGCAGGGCCACUACUAUGCCUUGUGAUCUGCCCUCUGCAAACACCCAGUCUUAAAGAGAGCCACCGGUUUUUUUACAAGGAGCGUGGAAUCCCAUCGAUGCGUCACUCCUUUGAGGGAGCCUUGAAAGAACCAUUGUAGCCGACUGUGAAGGGGGAAUCUGGAAGCCAUUGAAGGAUCAGUACUCUGAGAAUGUAAAAACGUUUUCAAGAAGCAAAAUCUCGGGGGGGUGCAAAACUGUUGCAGGAUUUGGGGCUCUCAGUCGGCUUCCUGGAAUCCCAGAAACAGCCAAAGGCUCCUGUGGGGUGUGGAACAGCAUGGACCAAUAAACCCUGCCUCCCCCCUUCUCCGGUUUCUGGACUACAGCAAGCCAAAACGUGAGGACUCUGCUGAGGAGUGUGGGAAGAGUAGCAGUGUCCAUGUGCAGGAGGAAGGUCCCCUUCUCUCACGCCAACAGUGCACAUUGCUUGAAGGUGGGAAGUGAGAACAUGCAGCCACAAUCCAUGGACCUCACUGUGGAGCGCUCUUCACACGGGUGGUAAUCAAAUGCAGCCUGCACCAUCCACAUUCCACAUCACCUACUUUUCUCCGCACUGCAACCUCCUCCAGUACUGACCGACCCACCAGCGGCCCCAGGGAGGGGGUGCCGUUGUUUGACUUAUUAAAAACAACAGAGCCCUCUCAUCCAGCACAGUGCAGUGAAGAAGCCUCAACAAUUCUUCAGACUUGUUGAAUGAGGGAGGCAAGAUGGGUGGGCGGCCUGCUUCUACCCCUUCAAGAGCCAGCAGCUUUCUGGGGAAUGGGAGGGUCAAAAGGCUGUGUGUUUGUGUGCGCGCAUGUGUGUGUAUGUGUGUGUGUGUGUGUGUAUAUGUGUCGCUGCUGUAAGUGAUUGUCGAUUCUUAUUUUAUGCUACGGGGUGGGGGAGGAGAGCGCUUAUUCAUUGGCACCCAGGACAAUCUGCUAACUCCUUAAUUCUUUUUUUCCCCUGCCACCCCAAUCUCUUGCAAUUGUGUUUCUAAAGUGGGUGGAAUACCCUACUUCUCCCUGCUCCCCACCACCAAUCAUGCAAGGGGAUCAUUUUCUCCACGCACACAAGUCAGUAUCUUUGAAGAAUCAUUGUGUCAUUGCUCAAGGGGGGUGGGGUGGGAAGAGUGUUCUUGGCUGUAUGUGACCCUCCCUCUUGGCUCUACUCCCCUCCAGUUCUCUUUCCCACUCCCCCCCCCGCCUUCCUUGGUAAGCAUCAGAAAAAUGCUAUUAAUGAAAUAAAUGGAAAUUCUUCUAUGGCACUCAAA
Molecule: messenger RNA, 5387 nt
Organism: Rhineura floridana
Lineage: Eukaryota; Metazoa; Chordata; Lepidosauria; Squamata; Rhineuridae
Gene: EPN1
Product: epsin 1
Exons: 12
Coding region: 1224-3122 (632 amino acids)
Biological process (GO): endocytosis
Cellular component (GO): plasma membrane; endosome; clathrin vesicle coat
Molecular function (GO): phospholipid binding; clathrin binding
Source: RefSeq, a predicted model, not a curated record